Nelumbo nucifera (sacred lotus) is the source of this 2513-nucleotide messenger RNA. Lineage: Eukaryota; Viridiplantae; Streptophyta; Magnoliopsida; Proteales; Nelumbonaceae. The record is from RefSeq and is a predicted model, not a curated record.
CCAACGUAUUCACCCCGUCGCGUAGACCGAAACGGCAUUAAGCGGAAAGAUAUCUUUUCGAGGAAAACUAGCUUAUGGUAGCAAAGCCACCGUCUAAGCAAUACAUUAAUUUCAAUCCAGAAAAGCUUCUUGUACCACUUCUUGUUAAGUGAUUUCACUUACAAAUGACCAUUACUGUCUUCUACAAACUACAGAACUUAAUUAAUUCAUUUUCUCUUGAUCUUAUAUCCUUUUUUUCUUUUUCUAUUACUUCCAUCCAAAGUUAAGAAGAAACGAAACCCCAAAAUGAACAAGCACACAUCAUGGGUGACUUAGAAAAGUUUGGAGAGCAAAUACUAUCCAGGACCUCCAGGUAAAUCUGAGAAUGCAAGAAGUCUAAAUAACAGAGACUCUCUAUGGUCCUUUUUCUUUCAGGGAAAUUGAACUGAUUCAACUGAACCUGCUAGGCAAAAUCUCUUGAAAAGCAAAGUUCCAUCUCUGAAGUGAGAUCCAGAAGCCCUUCUUUACUUGUGCCGUCUUUUGGCAAUGGCGCAUGCACUGAUGACUUCUGAGCAACCAUCAACAUCGUCCUCUCAGUUGACGCCAGUUUCUAGAAUAAUCUGCCGCGUAUGCCAAAAACAAUUUUCACAAUAUACUUGCCCUAGGUGCAAUUCUCGGUAUUGUUCACUUCCAUGUUACAAGACACAUAGUCUUCGUUGCACGGAGUCUUUCAUGAGAGAAAAUGUUAUGGAGGAGCUUCGGCAAAUGCAAUCUGAUGAGGCAACAAAACGGAAGAUGAUGGACAUACUCAAACGUUUCCAUUCAGAAGAGAUGGAGAGAAUGAACGAGGAUGAUUCUUCACUGUCAGAAGAGACAAUUCAGAAGAUUUUAUCUGGAAAUCAAGUCAGGUUGGAUGACCUCACACUGGAGGAAAUAAAGCAAUUCCAAAGAGCACUUGCAUCUGGGGAACUAAGCAAGAUGAUUGAGCCAUGGACUCCAUGGUGGUUGAAGCACUCUGCUAGAACAAUCUCUCUCAGUCAUAAAGGAACUAAGCUUGUCCAGCCAGUUGAACUACAGUGCGUAUACACGGAAGGUGGUGAGGAAAAUUUUCAAGUGAGUGAGAUCCCGCCUGGGCCUGAAACUCCGCUACCUCCAGUUAGCAAGCUGAGUUCAGCAGAGCCAUCCCCUCUUUUGGUAGUUCACCUGGUGGACAUUAUAUAUUGCUACUGCUUCACUCUUCGGCUUUACAAUGGGGAUUGGCAAUCCGAUGCCCUUGGUUCUGCCAUGGUGGUGCUGAGUUUGUCCUCUGUCUUGGGGCAAGGGGGUCAACCAGAGACGGUGUCUGAAGCUGUAUCUCAUUGCGUGGAGCAAACAUGCUCACCAGCUUAUAAGCAUGUGGGUGGCUUGAGGUUUGGGUUAGGUCUUCUUGAUGAUAUAGUUGUCCUCCUCUCUCUGGGGGGAGCUGCUCUAGUAUGUUUACUUUGCGAUUUGCAAAGGAUAAUUCAGACUGGAGAGAGGGAGCUGAAGUCAGAGAAACAAAGAAAAUUGAAAAGAACGGAGAUGAGGAAUAACCUGAAGCAUGCUGAAAGGAAGAUUUAUUUUUUGAUGUGUUGGGUUCAUGAGCAGCCAAGAGAAGUCUGGUCCUCAUUGGAAGCCAUUGUUAGGGUGGAAAAGGGUUCUAUUGAAGCCAUUGAAAAUGGAGAUAGUACCAAGUCUGUAGACAUGGGAGUGAGGGGUGAAUCCAAAGGGAGGGCUCUGAUUGAGGAGAUUCAGUGAAUAAUUUUCGAAAUGUGUUACGGUUAUAUGUGUGUGUGUGUGUUUAAAAUAACAAUUCUAUCUAGCCCUGAAAUCCAUUCUAGCUGCUGCAAGAGGGACAAAUCAAGGUUAAUUAUCAAUACGUGCGAAGAAGAAUAUAGAUACAUUUUUUGAGGGUUAGCCGGUUAGGUUAGGAUAUGCUGCGAUAUUUUGAACCUUGGUUGGAAGCAUCUUUCACAGUUUCGAUAUUUUGGGGUUGGAUUUGUAUGAAGGGAGACUUUUGCAAAGGUAUUACAGGGAGGUUUUUAGCAUUUGGCAGAAAACAUGGAAGGUUCAAGUUUCCCUGUUAAUAACAAUGGAACUGAAGCAACAAGCAAGUCAGAAAUUGCAGAUUUCUGACUGACGAAAGAAAUGAAUUGUAACAAUUGUACUUCGCAGAGAUGAAUGACGAAAGAAAUUGAAAACCGUGUCUAGAAUUGGGACCAAGGUUUACCAUUUAGAAAAUUUCAGAUUUUCUGUUUAGUAUAUAAAACAAAAUUUUCCAAAAUUCAGAAAUUGCAGCAAACUACUUCAUGAAGCCUCAAACUUGUGGACGUUAACCUGACCUGCAGCUGUAGGAUGUUGACAUUUUAGGUUGCAUAGCAGAAUUUACUAUUUAGAAGUACCUGGUAACAUGAAUUGUAAUAAAGUGCUGAUCGAGGCUUUGUUUUUGUAGAAUGUGCUUAUCAAGGUUUGAAGUAUUUAUAUGAAUUGAUCGAGCUCCCGAUAUUUUAAUGCAA